GCAGCAGAUAUAUUCUCUGCGUCUUAUAUGUCAACUCAAAAUCAAGUGACAGUAUUUGAAAUUGUGGCUAGCAUUUGGAAUGUUGCCGUUCCGGAAUCUCAGCAUAAGCCCCCAAUUCAGGAAUUUUCUGGGAUUCUAAAAAUUGGCAGAGUUUCUCUUCCACUUGAUGUAACUGCGUCACAUGAUCGGUCGAGGUUUGUUGAAACACGCACAUCAACACAGUUACUUGAGAAAAUAGCUCGCUCUGUCGAGUACAACGAGCCAGUUCUCUUAGUAGGAGAAACAGGGACUGGGAAAACUACUUUAGUUCAAAAUCUUGCACACUGGAUCGGACAGAAACUCACUGUUUUGAACUUGAGCCAGCAAAGUGAUAUAGUUGAUCUAUUGGGAGGAUUUAAGCCUAUUGAUGCAAAGCUUAUGUGCACAAUGCUGUACAAUGAAUUGGCAAGAGAUUUGAAGAUUAAGGAUGAUUCAAAAGUAAUGAAAGACCUGCAAGUAAAUUUUAGAGCCAAAAAGUGGGAUACACUUUUGAGGGGGUUAAAGAGAACUACGAAAACUGUGUUAGCGAUGUUUAGAACAGCUGGAAGUUCUCUAAGCCCUCUUUGGAGGAGAAUUGUUGUUUAUCCACCAGAUUGUGAAAGCUUGCAAAAUAUUUUGGGUGCUCGGUAUCAAAACCUGAUACCUAUUGCAGAGAAAUUUAUUGAAACUUAUGAAACUGUCAACUCUUCCCUUCGUCCCCAGUUUUCUGGUUCAAAAACCGAAAAUCCAGCUACUUUCAGUUCUCCAAGUAGAUUUUCACUGAGAGAUCUGCUCAAGUGGUGUGAACGAGUUCAUGGUCUGUCCUCCUAUGAUGGCCUUGCAAUUUCUCAGGAGGCAGCAGAUAUAUUCUCUGCGUCUUAUAUGUCAACUCAAAAUCAAGUGACAGUAUUUGAAAUUGUGGCUAGCAUUUGGAAUGUUGCCGUUCCGGAAUCUCAGCAUAAGCCCCCAAUUCAGGAAUUUUCUGGGAUUCUAAAAAUUGGCAGAGUUUCUCUUCCACUUGAUGUAACUGCGUCACAUGAUCGGUCGAGGUUUGUUGAAACACGCACAUCAACACAGUUACUUGAGAAAAUAGCUCGCUCUGUCGAGUACAACGAGCCAGUUCUCUUAGUAGGAGAAACAGGGACUGGGAAAACUACUCUAGUUCAAAAUCUUGCACACUGGAUCGGACAGAAACUCACUGUUUUGAAUUUGAGCCAGCAAAGUGAUAUAGUUGAUCUAUUGGGAGGAUUUAAGCCUAUUGAUGCAAAGCUUAUGUGCACAAUGCUGUACAAUGAAUUGGCAAGAGAUUUGAAGAUUAAGGAUGAUUCAAAAGUAAUGAAAGACCUGCAAGUAAAUUUUAGAGCCAAAAAGUGGGAUACACUUUUGAGGGGGUUAAAGAGAACUACGAAAACUGUGUUAGCGAUGUUUAGAACAGGUAAAAAGAGGAAGAAAUCGGAACAGAAUUGGAUGUGUCUUUCCGAAAAAGUGGAGAAGAUUUAUCAACAAAUUCGUUCAGGUGGAAUGGUUUUUACAUUUGUUGAAGGUGCAUUUGUGACUGCCCUCAGGGAGGGGCAUUGGGUUUUACUAGAUGAAGUAAACUUAGCUCCACCGGAGAUAUUGGGCAGGCUUAUUGGUGUUCUUGAAGGAGUGAGAGGAUCACUGGGUUUAGCUGAGAGAGGGGAUGUAAUGGGCAUUCCCAGACAUUCAAAUUUCCGUUUGUUUGCCUGUAUGAAUCCAGCCACGGAUGCCGGUAAGCGAGACUUGCCGUUCUCUUUCCGUAGCAGAUUUACAGAGUAUGCUGUGGAUGAUGACUUGUGUGAUGAUGACCUGGAGAUAUUUGUGAGGCGAUUCUUAGGUGGACGUGAAUCUGACAGUAAAUUAGUAGGCAACAUUGUUUGCUUUUACAAAGAAGCUAAAAGUGCUAAGAUCAUGAACCCAAUAAUACUACAACGUAUCUCAAGGGAAAGUAACCGAGGCCAACCACUUCAAAGAUACUUGGGAGAAUUAAAAGGCAGUUGUGAUAUAUUUGUGGAGAAAUAUGUUAAGACGAAGAGUGUAAUUGAACACCUUAAUCGCUUGGCGCAUGCCAUAUUUAUUAAAAAAUAUCCUGUUCUCUUACAAGGACCAACAUCCAGUGGAAAAACAAGCCUUGUCAAAUAUCUCGCAGCAAUAAGUGGAAACAAAUUUGUUCGAAUCAAUAAUCAUGAGCAGACCGAUCUCCGAGAAUAUUUAGGUUCCUAUAUGACUGAUUCUUCAGGGAAGCUUGUAUUUCAUGAAGGAGCGUUGGUGAAGGCUGUCAGGGAUGGGCAUUGGAUUGUCUUGGAUGAACUAAAUUUAGCCCCAUCUGAUGUCUUAGAGGCACUAAACAGACUGCUUGAUGACAAUAGGGAGCUUUUUGUGCCUGAGCUGCAAGAAACAGUCCCAGCGCGCAUCCUAAUUUCAUGCUCUUCGCUACACAGAACCCUCCUGCUUUAUAUGGUGGACGCAAAAUACUGUCUCGAGCUUUUCGUAACCGCUUUGUGGAGAUUCAUGUUGAUGAAAUUCCAGAAGAUGAACUCAGCUUUUGCUGGAAAACAUGGAUAUAUAACUCCAAGAGAUUUAUUCCGGUGGGCAGAUCGUUUUAGGACUUAUGAAGGUAKAUCUAAUGAAGAACUAGCCAGAGAAGGGUAUUACCUCCUUGCAGAAAGGCUGCGUGAUGACACUGAGAAGUUAGUUGUUAAAGAGGUGCUGGAGAGACAUUUCCGGGUCAGACUUCCAAAAGAUGAUCUAACAAUCACGUGGACUCAAAGUAUGUGGAGACUAUUUUUUCUCAUCGAACGUUCUUAUAAACUGCGUGAGCCUGUUCUUCUUGUUGGUGAAACUGGAGGAGGCAAAACAACAAUCUGCCAACUACUAAGCGAUUAUAAGGAGCUAAGAUUGCACAUCCUUAACUGUCAUCAAUACACAGAAACAUCUGAUUUCCUUGGUGGGUUCUUUCCUGUGAGAGACAGAUCCAAAUUAGUCACGGAAUACGAGAAUCAAGUCAACCUGUUGAAGCGCUCUGAGAUAUUGGCGCGUUUUGGCCAAAAUAUUGAUCUUUCUGCAGAUAUUGGUAGUGCUGAAGUUUCAAUCAAAUCAAUAGAGGCAAAGCUGGCGAAGUACAAAAAUGAGUCAGUAAUAGGAGUGGCGGCCACACUGCAAAUUGCUGAUGUUCUUGAGCAUAUAAGGAACAAUAUGGUGAUGCUGUAUCAAAAGUGGCGCGCAAUUUUUGUAUGGCAAGAUGGGCCCCUUGUGGAAGCGAUGAGAGCUGGAAAUAUCUUUCUUGUGGAUGAGAUAUCUUUGGCUGAUGAUAGUGUGUUAGAAAGACUGAAUAGUUUGUUGGAGCCAGGCAGGGAAUUGUCGUUAGCUGAGAAAGGUGGUCCUGUCUUGGAGGAAGUUGUAGCUCAUGAAAACUUUUCUGUUCUUGCCACCAUGAACCCGGGUGGUGAUUAUGGAAAGAAGGAAUUGUCACCUGCACUUCGUAACCGUUUUACUGAGAUAUGGGUCACCCCUAUUGCAGACACUGAGGAGCUUAGAAGUAUUGCUUUUUCUGGCCUUUCCAACUCAAAAGAAUCUAAUAUCAUAGAUCCCAUUAUCAACUUCUGGGAGUGGUUUAACGGGUUGCAGACUGGGAGAACGCUUACUGUCAGAGAUCUCCUCUCUUGGGUUACGUUUGUCAACGUGAUAAAUCAGAGUUUAGGACCAGCAUAUGCUAUUCUUCAUGGAGCAUUUCUCGUGUUACUUGAUGGUCUAAGUCUUGGAACUGGUUUCUCUGGGAGAGAUGGUAAAGAUCUGAGAGAAAAGUGCUUCGCUUUCCUAUUACAACAACUUCAGGAUUUAACAUUUCUAGCCAUGUUUGAAAAGUAUUACUCUUAUAAACUCUCAGAGGUUCUCACUAGCGACACACUCCCAUUGGAACUUUCAAGAAUGGAACAAUAUGGCUGGGGUGAUGCCAAAGCAAUUUGUCAAGAAAAUAAGAGUGUUCUACAUGGGGACUUGUUUGGCAUCGAUCCUUUUUACAUAAGUAAAGGUGAUGAAAAUCCGGAGAUUGGUGGAUUCGAGUUCUUAGCACCAACCACCUGCAGGAAUGUCUUGAGAGUAUUGCGUGCAAUGCAGCUUUCGAAACCAAUUUUAUUAGAAGGUAGCCCUGGUGUUGGAAAAACAAGUCUGAUAAUGGCGUUGGGUAAAUAUUCUGGCCACAAGGUUGUGCGCAUAAAUCUAUCAGAGCAGACUGACAUGAUGGAUUUGCUGGGAUCGGAUUUACCUGUUGAAAGCGAUGAGGACAUGAAGUUUGCAUGGUCUGAUGGAAUUCUCUUGCAGGCUCUAAAGGAAGGCUCCUGGGUUUUGUUAGAUGAACUGAACCUUGCUCCGCAAUCUGUUCUAGAGGGUUUGAAUGCUAUUUUGGAUCAUCGUGCUCAAGUCUUCAUCCCAGAACUGGGCUGUACCUUUGAGUGUCCCCCGACAUUUAGAGUUUUUGCAUGUCAGAAUCCUUCUUCUCAAGGUGGUGGCAGGAAAGGUCUUCCCAAGUCUUUCCUUAACCGAUUCACAAAAGUUUAUGUGGACGAGCUAGUGGAAGAUGAUUACCUCUUCAUCUGUCGCUCGCUUCACCCAUCUAUUCCCAGUUCAUUGCUUUCAAAGCUUAUUGCUCUCAAUAGACAGUUACGUGAUGGUACUAUGGUAGAUCGAAAAUUCGGUCACGAUGGCUCACCUUGGGAGUUCAAUCUACGUGAUGUGAUAAGAUCAUGCCAGUUUAUGCAAGGGGAAAUAAAUAACUUAGAAGUUGAAAGCUUUCUCAAUGUUCUCUAUGUUCAAAGAAUGCGUACUGCAACUGACCGCAGAGAAGUUCUGAGUAUCUAUAAGACUAUUUUUGAUAAAAACCCUGUUAUAAAUCCGUAUCCGCGGGUUCAGCUAAAUCCUGGAUACUUAGUUGUAGGAACUGCUGCUAUUAAACGAAAAAUCACUCAAUCUAAUAUUUCCAGUCAUUCGUCUUCUGGAAAGACAUCAGUGAUCAGGAUGUUAGCUCAGUUAACAGGAUUUCCUCUUAAUGAAUUAAAUCUUUCAUCUGCGACUGACAGCUCUUAUCUACUCGGAUGCUUUGAGCAGUACAAUGCAUUCCAUAAUUUCAGAUUGGUUGUUGCUCGAGUUCAGCAUCUUGUUGAUGAGUAUAACAGUCUGUUAUCACAGUCUUCUCAGGCAGCCCUUUUGAGCAAAAGAAAGGGCUUAGUUUCCAGCUGGCUUUCUUUUUUAUUUAAGAUAGAUUCCUGCCUCCUGGAAAGCCCUUCAUCCUCCUACGAUUCUGACUCACUCUCAAAAUUAACUAAGAUUGUAGAAUACCUGAAACAGGUCUUGGAAGAAGGUCUUUUGCCUGUUAGUUGGUCAAAAAAGAAUCUGGACCAAAUCACGAAGACAAUAUUGAAGCUGGAAACUCACGAGAAAAAUCAGUCAGCAAAAUUUGAAUGGGUGACUGGAAUGCUGAUAAAGGCAAUAGAAAAUGGAGAGUGGGUUGUCCUUGAAAAUGCAAAUCUCUCUAAUUGCCACAUUUAUCUUAAAUUUCAGGUACUUGAUAGAAUCAACUCUUUGGUAGAACCUAGUGGAUCAAUCACUAUAAAUGAAUGUGGGAUUAUUGAUGGUGAACCUGUCACUGUUACUCCACUCCCUAACUUUCGUUUGUUCCUGUCUGUUAAUCCAAAAUUUGGGGAGGUAUCAAGAGCGAUGCGGAAUAGAGGUGUUGAGGUAUUUAUGAUGGGGCCACAUUGGCAGCUCAAUGAGGUAGGCUCUAACAGUGAAGAGCUUGUGCUGAGAGAUGUGGAAAGGUUUCUUGCUCUGGCAGGUAUUCCAGGUUACAAGCUUGUUGCUUCCAUGGCUAAAGCACAUGUUCAUGCAUGGUGUAAUGGUCAAACCUUAGGUGUACGAAUCACGUAUCUUGAGCUUGAACAGUGGGUUCAGCUCUUCAAACUGCUGCUCAUGAAUGGUAAUCAACUACUGUGGAGCUUACAACUAAGUUGGGAGCACAUCUAUCUCUCUUCCCUUGGAGUAACUGAUAGAAAAGAAGUUGUUGAUCUUGGGCGUGAUACAUAUUUGUCAGAUAUUGAACUUUCUGAGCUUCAUUCGUGUACGGGUGGGGGUCUGUAUCUGCCUGGGGGAUGGCCGAAGCCUUUCAACUUGAGAGACUUGAUGUGGUACUCAAGAGAAACUAGUGUUAGGCAGAAUUGCAUGUAUCUGGAGUUCCUAGGAGCUCAGUAUGCAUCACAUCAGUCUGAAAUAAGCGACAAUGUCAGAUUGAGAAAUGGGGGGUUGGCUGCUGGGGAACCGGGAAUAAUAUAUACUAUCAAUUCUGGGACGUUAAAAAAUAUCCUGUUCCCUAAAGCCACAAUUGGGCCAACUUGUGCAGCAAAUAUUGAAAAUGAUUUGGCUUCUAAAAGGCUAUUAUAUGCUGCCAACUGGACAAUGGAACAGGCAACCGAAGAGGAUAUUCAACUCUAUCUUGGGUGGAUUAGUUGGUUUGGUUCCAGGCUGCAACAAUACUAUGAGUAUCUAUUGUUUUCCUUUUGGUCACUGAUUAAAGCUGUCAAAAAGUUGCACAGUUAUUUUCCGGAAGAAGUUCAAGUUGUUCUGGAGGAAAGCAAAAAUAUUAACAAGAUAGCUUUGCAUGGUGACCCAGAAAAGUCUUUACUAUGGGCUUAUGGGGGCCAUCCUUCCUUGCCAGUAUCUGCAUUGUUGUACCAUAAGCAGCAGGAAUUUCUACAGCUCUGCGGCACAGUUUGGCCAUUGAAAUCAGAAUCAGAUGAACAAGGGAAUGACCAUCUUACCAAAGCCAUUGCAUUUUCUGGCCCUGAAUUAUGUUUGCUUGCCUUGGAAGGUCUUUGCAUUUCAGCAUACAUUGCCGACAAGGACGAUGAAGAUUAUGUAGCUGCUGUUCAGCUGGAUGAGAUAUACCAGGAUCUUGUGGACAUUCGAAACCUGCUUAAACCUGCUCUAGAGUAUUCAUUAUCCACAACGAGAUCUCCACAGACUCUUGUAGCUCAUCAAAAGCUCUUGUGGGCAAUUGAUGCACGUGCCUCUGUACUAGGAGUUGACACCAAAAUUGCUGGUUUUGUUCUUGAGAUGUGGUACUGGUGGCAUUCUGUCUUGUGGAAAGAUAGUCAAAUCAGUCUCAUGGGUGUACAGAGUAUCUCAGAGAUCGGCAACUGUUGGAUUCUGUCACCUUCUAUGCUGAUUCAGCCUGUUAAAACAGCUACUGUUGAUCAGAUUCUGGAAAAUGCUUUUCCUGUAAAGGAUUAUCCUGUUCAAUCAAUGAAACUUCUUUCUGCGUCACGACUUCUAUGGAAAAGCUCACAACCCUCCCAAGAGAUGUCUGGUUCUCUACUGUCAAUAGCGCGUACCCUUUUCCAACAGAUAAUAUAUACGCUCCAAAAGUCGUUUGAGCAAGAAACGUUUGAAAAAAUUAAGUCUGCGUUUCUUGCGAUCGAGAAGAAGCAGAACAAGAUGGAGGGCAUCAAGUUUCUCAUCUCACUGAUCGGCUCAUCAAGCCAUCAGAAAUUGAAAUCUGUUACACACUCAUGUGUCUCACCAUUGGCGAUAUAUCUUUAUUCUGAGUGCUCAUCAAAUGCUUUAUGCCCAACUUUUGUAGAAUUCUAUCUCAAUCUUGGCUUGGCCUGGAUUUAUCUUGGAGGGCUACGGUUCCAUCUUUUGAAUGGCUUGGAUGUUAUAGAUCCAGCCAUGAGGAUCAGUUGCAAGCUGUUAGAAGUAGAAGAGAAAAUUUCAUCAUUGGAACUAAACYUCAAGGUCCGGGGAGAAUGUGAGUAUCUGUCUGGAUUGCUUUACACUGAAAACAAUGACGAAAGAACUGAACAWAAAUUAUCUAAGCUCAAGACUGAGCYMAAAAGAUUGCAAAGAAAGGUUAUUUUCCGCUCCGAUCCUAAAAAGUACCAGGAUUUGAGAAGAGCGCUGYAUGAGUUUYCAGGAUUUCUCACACGUCCCGUAAGUCUGGUUAASGAUAUUAAAGUUCUUGACUGGAACCAGGUUGUUGAGCAAGUUUUCAACUGGCAGGAGACGGCAACAUCUUUUAUUGAUCGGCUAUCUAGUGAUUAUUCCGAUUAUGUUGAUAUAACUCAGCCAAUACAAGUUUCGGUAUACGAGAUGAAGUUGGGUUUAUCACUCUCUGUCUCUGGUGUUCUCUUGGGAAAAGUUCUCAACAAAUUUGACAUAGACAUGGUUGACCCAGUCAUGGAAACAAUUAAUGCCUUAAUGAGAUUUCCAAGGGGAUCCUCCUUAGCUUCAACUACGUACAUCGAGAGCUUGCCACCUUUGCAACUUUCUCAUGAUGCAGAUUCACGUGCUAAGUCCUUAGGUUUGGAUGUUGGCUUGCUGCACAAAUUGAUCUCUGUUUCAAGUGCAGAAGAUUUGAGAAAGAUAUUGGAUAAAAUAUAUUUUGAAUUGGCGAGAAACUGGAUGGAGAGGAAGUUUCAAGCAAAAACAAAGGCCGAAGCUCUUUCUGGGCUGUACAGAUUUCGAUCCCGUGACUUCAGAAUUGAGAAUGUCAUGGAAGUAGAUAUAUCUGCCCUUGCCAAGUACUUCCCAAAUGACAGUUUCUCAGAAUGGCAAGAUUAUCUGGCUGAUGAUGAUAUGAAGCUUAUGACACAAACUGACCAGGAUGAAGAGAAUUUGGAGGAUGAUUGGGACUUGAUACAGGAGCAUCUGGAUGAUAUAUAUAGCACACAUAAUGAGUUAUUUGGUUUCUGUCAUCUCUCUGAAAAGUUGUGGCUUCCUUUGUUUUCGGUUCUGUUCCAGAAGGAUUGUGUUGAAAUUUCAGAACUUGAAAAUGAGUCUAUUUCACAGAGUUUGGUGGAGUUCAUUGAAACAUCUAAUAUUGGUAAAUUCCGGAGACGUCUUCAGCUUCUCUUUUGCUUUCUUCUUCAGUUAAAUAUGAAUAGAAAGAAUGUUGAAGCUGAGUUGAAGGAGGUUCUAAAACUUUGUCGGUGGGAGAGGCCUGAUAAUUAUUUGUCCAUUGAGACCACUAGAAGAACCAGGCAAAAGGUCAAGAAGCUGAUACAGAAGUUUACUGAUAUGCUGCAGCUCCCUGUAAUGCUUGUUAGGCCAACCCUAACAAAGGAACGAGCUCAAUUUCUCCCUCUUAUUGGUCCAGAUCUUGGGAAUGGAGCAUCCGACAUGAGUAUCAAGGUUCUAAUUAGUGAUUUAGAUGCAGAACAAUUGAAUGACAGGUUUUCCUGGUAUGCUGUUUGGAGGGAUAAAAUGAAGGAAUUGGUAGGAAGCUUCCACCAAGAUAUGCAACUUAAAACAUUGCUGAUGGGUGAAGAGCAUCAGUAUUCUUCCCCUGUCUAUCAGGGUGAUUGGAUAAAUUUGAUUGGUGAAAGGAUAGCUGGCUGUUCAGAUCUAUGGAGAAACAAUGACAGAGAUGUUGCAAAAAAGAGGGCCCUGCCUGCACUUCUCAAGUUAUUAGAAGAUAGUGGGCUGUUUUAUCAGCCAGCAUAUGACCCAAAGCAUCUGUUGCUACUAACACAUACCAAGAGUAGCAUACAUCCUUCUAGGGUUGUGGAAGAUCAAAACAAGAAAAAUUCACCGGUGGAGUGGAGAGCGGCAAAUGAGUUUUACUUUAAGAGCUUGGCUUCGGUGCAACUUGUGUUAAAUAUUGACCGAAAACACUCAGACGUUACAUCGGAGCAGGUUAAGCGGUCAAUUUCAUUUCUCAACCAUCUUGUGGAUAUACAACGGCGGCAAAGACAAACUGCUUAUGGCUUUGCUGAACUUCUAAACUGCUUUCGCCAAUGUGUUUUAUCUUUGGCAAAAUUAAUGGGGGAUUCAAUGGAGGGGAACAGAGAGGAUGAUUCUGUGUUGAGUUUUCCCCAAAAUCAACAUGCUAUCUUCAAUUGCUUGUGGCUACAGAAGAAACUCUUUGAUAACAUUACUGCAAUUCCCACCGCUCAAAAUUCAAAGGCUUCACUGGAUAGGAUUCUUCUUGAUUCCAACGGUUUUAUCAUCACACCAAGUAGCUGUCUUAAUCAGUUUGUCACACAGCAUAUGGUUCAGCUGCUACUACUGAACUUUGAUCAGCUUACGGAUCUUGAGAAUCAAAUUUCGACUUUCUGUGAAGACAAUGAGAAAAGCUAUGCUAGAGACGUUCUUCUUAGUCAUUUUUCCCCCGUGUUUAAAGAGGGAAAAUUGCUGGCUGGGAAUCUGAACUGUUUACUUAAAAUGGGAGACCAAUCAACUGGAAUGGAGCCCAGGAAACAUUUAGUUUUUGAAGACAAUCUUGCAAGUACAUUUGCAAAUGUUAAGGAUGUGAUUGGAAAGCUUUGCUCUUAUAAAGCCGGAAGUGUUUCUCAAGAAGAGGAAUCGAAUAUUACUACAUGGGAUGGUCUGUUUAAGAAGGCACAAAAUGACCUGAACCUUGAUAACCUGCUGUCAGAAACAUUUGGUUCCAUCGAACAACUGUUGAACUCAUCGGGCGUCCUUUCCGCUUGUGUUGGAGACCAGUUGAGGCAACUUCAAGCAUUUUUGGAUCUUUUAUUGAGCUUUGGUGAUUGUUACCUCAAAGAUUUUUUGGCGAUGAGUAAAACGGUGUCAUUGAUAACCCAUGUCCUUGCAAUUGUUCUUGCCGAUCUAUUUACAAAAGGAUUUGGCAUCUCCAAAAACGAUGAAGAUGAUGGCUCUAAAGCUGACAAAUCAGAAGCUGCAGAAGGUACUGGUAUGGGAGAUGGUGUGGGGGCAAAAGAUGUAAGUGACCAAAUAGAAGAUGAGGAUCAACUGCGUGGCACAGAAAAGAAGGGAGAGGAUGAGAAAGAGCAAGAUACUCCGGACGACGUGCUGGUUGCGGGAUCUGAUGCUGAAAAAGCUGAUGAAAAGCCGUGGGACAAGAAUGAAGUUGAGGAGGCAGGUAUGAAUGAGAAGAAUGAAUCUGGACCAUCUGUUGUCGACAAGGACACAAGUUCAAGGGAGCUAAAAGCCAAGGAUGAUGGUGUUGAUACUGCUGAUGAGCGUGAGGAGUCCAAUAAUUCUGACAUACCGGAAGAAGGGAACGAUGAGAUUGUGAAUCAGGAUGGCGACACUGAAAAUUUACAAGAUAAAAUCCAGAACAAGGAAGAAGGACUUGCAGAUCCACCUGGACUAAAUCCUGAUGUGGACAAUGGACAGAUUGAUGAUAACAUGGAGAUUGACGAAAAGGAAGAUGUAGAUCAGCAGGAAAAACCUAGUCCAGAAGAUCAAAAGCAUCCUGAAGAAGGUGAAAGUGAUCAAGAAACGCAAGACCCUGAUGGGGAAACAAUGGAGGAUAGGGCGGAAGAUGUGUGUGAAUCACCCGGAAAAGAAGAUCCUGGAAUUGAUCUUGAACAGAAAGCUGAAACGGAACUAACAGAAACUAUGGCAGAAGAAAUGAAGCCAAACUUCUGUAAUGAUAAUAUUUCUGGAGGUGAUUCCGGUUCACAAAAUCCUCUUGGAUCUAAUGGGUUGGGGAGAGGAAGUACAGCACCACAAGAAAAUUUGACAGCUACUAAUGUUUCGGAUGAACUCACGGAUUCAAUGGAUCAGCCUUCGGGUAGUUACACGGAGAUGAACCUCAAAAUGACUAACUUGACCAGUGGUGAGACAUUGACGGACAACAUAGGAAAGAUGGAAUUUCCUCAAAACCAGUCAUCUACAUCUCAACAAACCAAGGUGAAUCCUUAUAGGAACGUUGGUGAUGCAUUGAAGGAGUGGAAAGAAAGAGUUAGAGUCUCCUCAGACCUUGGAGAAAAGCAAGAGGUUGAAAACGAGAUGGAAGACCCUGAUGCUGGUGAAUAUAGAUAUGUUUCUCAGUUUGAUCCAGGAACUUCCCAGGCUCUAGGACCUGCGUUGCCUGAGCAAGUGAACACAAAUAUGAGAGAGGGGGAAUCUGAGGAAGAAAGAGUCGCAGAUAAUCAAGAUGAAGCCUCUUCGAUGGAUGUUGAUGAUGUGAACCCCGAAAACAAACCUGCUGUUCAGUCCAAACCGUUGAUCAGGAAUAGCAUCUCUGAACCAGUCAAAGAAUCAGAUACGGACAGGACCCACCAAGACAACUCUCCUAUUCAGAAUUUUGUUGAUGGUAACAGCAGGAUGGACUCUACGGUCUCUGUUGACAAUACGUUCGUGCAGGGAGAUGCUUGUAAUCAGGACUGGAUGGAGGUGACUGAGCAGGACACGGAAAACAAUCAGGUUAAUGAGGAAGAUCCCGAUGCCAGAAGUAAUGCAGUUAUACUUUGGAGGAGAUGUGAAUUGCUUACUGCAAAACUGUCUCAGGAGCUGGCUGAGCAGCUGCGUCUUAUUCUGGAACCCACACUUGCUAGCAAGCUCAGUGGUGAUUACAGAACGGGUAAAAGGAUCAACAUGAAAAAAGUUAUUCCAUACAUAGCAAGCCACUAUAGGAAAGAUAAGAUUUGGUUGAGGAGGACAAAACCAAACAAGCGUGAUUACCAGGUUGUUAUUGCUGUGGAUGAUUCGCGUAGCAUGUUGGAAGGUGGAUGUGGUGAUUUUGUAAUCAGAGCUCUGGCAACUGUGUGCCGAGCUAUGUCACAGCUUGAGAUGGGAAGUUUGGCGGUUGCAAGUUUUGGAAAGGAAGGAAGCAUAAAGAUGUUGCAUGAUUUUGGUCAGUCUUUCACCACAGAAUCCGGUAUUAAGAUGGUAUCAGGUUUAACAUUUAAACAAGAAAAUCUCAUUAAAGAUAACCCAGUCGUCAAUUUGCUGAGAAACAUGAAUGAAAUGCUUGGGAAUUUGGCCAGCACAAGACGACAGUCUUACGGGAGCAACCCACUUCAACAAUUUGUUCUGAUAAUUGGUGAUGGCAAAAGUUCCAUGAGCGUGAGAUAUUGA
This is a messenger RNA of Arabis nemorensis, 12876 nucleotides long. The record is from the annotation of a GenBank genome assembly. NCBI's taxonomy places the organism in Eukaryota, Viridiplantae, Streptophyta, Magnoliopsida, Brassicales, Brassicaceae.